Molecule: messenger RNA, 924 nt
Organism: Ambispora gerdemannii
Lineage: Eukaryota; Fungi; Glomeromycota; Glomeromycetes; Archaeosporales; Ambisporaceae
Source: the annotation of a GenBank genome assembly
AUGCCCAACGACUUUAAUACUCCACAACAGCCACAGCAAAAACAAAAAGUAUGGGCAACCUUAAUAACAAAAGAAAAUGACUAUAUUAUCAGCGCAAAAGUUCUCGCGUUUUCACUUCUUUGCACCGCAUCAAAAUAUCCAUUAGUAAUAAUGCAUACGAAAACGGUGUCUAAACAAUCACUCGAUGAACUUCUUCAGUUUGAGUGCCAAUUACGACAAGUGGAAUUUUUGGAGCCGCCAAAAGGUGUGGCUCGGGAAAUUGUUAAGGGAUACAACGAGACUUGGACAAAAUUGCGUGCGUGGGGAUUGACGGAAUUUGAGCGGGUUGCAUUGUUGGACGCUGACAUGCUGGUGAUGCAUAAUAUGGAUGAGCUGUUGGACGAUGAUGAGUUGUUAAAAGACGAAAAUUGGUUGGCUGCUUCGAAUGCUUGCACCUGUAACCCUGGAAAAAAUCCGGAAUAUCCGAAAACUUGGGUGCCUGAAUCAUGCGUAUACACUCCUCAAAUAGAAUCUGACAGCAACUUUGCAACUAUCAAAUUUGUCGAUUACUUCAACUCUGGAAUGUUAGUUCUAAAACCCAACGAUGACGUAUUUGCUCGUAUACUUAAAGAACUAUACAAUCAUCCUAAUCCGGACGUAUUAAUAUUUCCUGAUCAAGAUUUUUUAAAUGAAGCCUUCAAAUCACAUUGGGUUCGACUUCCAUACAUUUAUAAUGCAUUGAAAACGCUGCGAAACUGUCAUUCGAACAUCUGGAACGACGAUCAAGUGAAAAAUAUUCAUUAUAUUCUUGAUAAACCGUGGCGGAUUACCGAUCGUGAUUCCGCCGAGGCAAAAUCCAAUCAGGCGUAUGUGUUAAAUUUGUGGUGGUUCAAAUAUUUUGAUGAGAUGAAGAAAUUUGAAGAGUCUCGUUCACGUCAACAGUAG